UUAGAUUUCUUUUAUUUUCAGUAUUAUGCAACGCCACCACAUGUGUUUUUAACCGUUUUUCACACUGCGGAAAAUGAUCAAAAUAGACACGAUGCAGCGAUUGUUUGGGCAGAGAACGUCAAUGGGAAGUCUUACGAUGCUUGUCUUCGGGAAUUAAAAAACUUUGACGGUGUUCACAGGCACGUUAAAGUGGUGAGACAUGAAUAUCUACAGUCAUACUUUCUUGCAUUACAUUAGGGCGUUUUAAAACACGACGGCGACGGCCACGAAAACGUCACUUAAAAUUAGAAUUUGUAUUCUUUCAAUCUCUAUCGCGAUUACUGCAACUCAUUUACUUUGUCAAAUGCAAACGAACUCUUUUUGAGCCGAAUUCCUAAGAACCAUAUUCAAGUUCAGAGAGUGAAAGAAACUUCAGUCGUCGCUUGUUUACGUCCUCCAUAAAACGUGAAAUUAGGUCUUUUCCAGUCGUCGUCGUCGUGCAGUGACGGCAAAGAAAUGUACAAAAAAGCAUGAUGUACACAGUUGUUGUUGUGCCUAUUCAAUCCAUUGCCUUUUUUAUGAUCUCGUUGUCGUUGCCGUCGUGGCAUCUUAAACUCCCUCUCAACCCAUGCAAUACGGAAUCUUAGUAGCACAACGGAACGGCUUAUUUUUCCAACCCUUUUCUUACCUUACUUCCCGGGAUGAUGACUGCUUCCAAAAGCUCGAGGCCUGAGGUUUCCGACAUUUCCUGAUGAGUUGUCAUGGUCCUUGGUGCCUUUGAAAUACCAUUAUCCCUCUCUUCUGACAUUGACGAAUGUUCUAGUAGAAUAUUUCCAGCUGUGUUAUUGUUCAGUUGAUCUUCCCAUGUUCUCAUGAUUUUUAUACUUAGUUCAAUCUAUCAAAUUUAAUUUUCAGGACGUUUUAGUUUUGGCUAAAAAACCCUUUGGCUGGAAGAUUCCCCACAGUUCUGACGUCAUAUUUCCCAGAACCAACCUCUUCCCAAAAGAGAAAGGAUACAGUCACUGCAAGGUGAGUUCCACUAUGGAGAAGUGUGACCUCAGGUUACCACGGUGACAAUUUCUGGAUUUGUUAGAGACGACCAUUUACAUUGUCGAACCAUGGAAGAAAAGGAUGGGCUACUGUUUUGUUCAUGAGUGCAUUCAUGCACAGGGGAGUCAUAAAUGUCAAUUUUACGUUUUCUUCUGCCAUGAUUUGCCGGACAACGGUAUGUUGAGAUCCGGGAAUUUUGCUACCAUGGCAACUUGAUGUAACGACUUCUCCUCCCUAUCUGUCAGUCUCUGAGCAUAAGUUCGACAAGAUGCCUUAUCAACUACAGAAUAAGCUGAAGAGAACUAAAAAACGUGAUUGUUUGUCCAGGAAAUCUUCUGUCAAAAGUGCAUUGCCAACUUUGUUUAACUGCAGACAUGACAGAAAUUGCGUCACAAUAAGGACAAACUCGGCGCAAACUCGUAUUGCCAAGACAUCAAUCGCACCGGAGAAAAUGCUUUUAGCCGCAUGUACCAAUCGCGGAAGCCCGUGUGAACUGAAGUCAGAAUAAUUGUACGUCCACUCAAAUGUUAAUUAUUCAAUACUCGAUCAUGCAGCUAAAACAGGAAAGAAGAAAAAAAAUUCGUCUCCAAGGCGCACAUGUGCGGCCAAGGUAUACAUAAACACCGCACACUGUUUAAAACAAGUAUCCUUCUGACUAUAUUAAAUGAUUAACGAAGCAAUUUAUUCUUUCUUUAGACUGUCGACUUUCCGAAUGAAUAUUAUAAUCCUCCAACCAUGAUCACAACAUCAGAGCAUUAUACGGACUACUUCAAUGCCACUAUUGAGCUUAAAAAUAACGCUGUUCAGGAAUAUGUCAAGGUAAGAGGUUGAAAUUUUAAUUCCAGUUUGUUGAAUGUAACUGACGUGUUGUUUUAAAUCACCUAACUUAACGGGGCUGUGUCAGGGCCGUCUAGUUCAUUUUGUUGAUAUUUUCAAUUACACGUCUUGAUUAGCCUGCAAGCAAGCUCUCCGGAUCGCUCUGGCGGUGGGGCAGGAAAAGGAAGGAGAGCUUGCAACUACGUCUCUGGAACUUGAAUAUCUGCAACGAAAAAGUCCAUGCGAAAUGCUGAUUAGCGGUGAUGACAUUGGUAAUGACGUCAUUACCCUUGGCAAGUGUUUUUAAAUGUUUGUUUACAUUCGCGUUCGUUUACGCUUUGCGCUGAUUGGCGGAAAUCUGACAGCUCAGUAGACGGGAAGCCACAGGCCUAGGGGGAUUGGAUUGAAGGUGGAAUUCAAAUUCCAGAGACGUCGUUGCAAGCUCUCCUCUUUUUCCCACCCCGCCGCCAGAGAGCCCUGGAGAGCUUGCUCGCGGGCUAAUUACACGUCCUUUGUUGCUAUGGAACUGAGAAAUUUCUUGUGAAUGACAAAAUCAUAGCUUAGUGUCAAACAAAUGUCUCCCAAGUAUUAUUUCAAACUUGUCAAACAACAAAAAUAAAGUUUGAAAAACUUUUAGGCUAGCAAGUUUCAGUGUCAAAAAUCGAAAUUGUAAUCUGUUUCAAGCUUCAUGUUUGUCUAUCUAUGCGUUUGGUAUUUACUUUGUUACUUUUACCUUUUUUAACGCUUUGAGCGGCUACAUUUAUCUUUUACUCAGUUUUGGAAGUUCCAACUGCUUGAAUUUUGAUGAAUUUGGUUUGCUUGGCUCUCUUAAGGCAUCCAUUGGUUGCAUCUGAAAGGAAUUCUAUAAGUUUCAGUUAAUAUUAGAAUCUCUUUUUCCCAUGACAUUUUAAGGAUAUAUGUUGGUAGUUUCACCUUCCAUUGCAAUAUCGUCAUGCAUAAACAUCUUGUUUUUUCACUGAUUCACAACUUUCACUCGGAAAACUUGCAACAUUUUAAAAUAUUUGAACUGAUGACCAAAUCCUACGAAUCAUCUCAAGUUAGUACAGUGCAGGUUGUAGUGAUAUUUUUGUAGCUUUUCUUGAUAAAUCUUUUUGUAUUGACCAGAGUGUAUCCAAGACGAACUUUGAAGUCUGUCUGAAAGACAUCCAGAGAUAUGAUGCAACUCACGACCAAAUCACUGUCAAUUACUUAGCCAUGGGAUGUAAGUAUGCAGCAUGCAAAAAGGUAGCUAAAGGUCCACUGACAGAGACAUCAUUUCUCUUUUAUAAGCGUUCUUGAAACAUUUUGACUACCUUGUAAAGGUGACAUAAUAGCAUUGUAACGCUCAAUAAAGACUCGGAAAUGAAUUAAAAAAGUCAUUUCAUUAGCAAUUUGGAGCAACUGCCAUGCUAAAUACACGGUUAGUUUAUAUUAAAUGUCACCAUAAUGAUUCCCACUGAAUGAAGCCGAAGCUUUAACUUUCUUAACAAGCUGAUCUGAACAUUUAAUCUCGCUCUCAAUACAACUCUGAUUGGAGCUUUUAACUUGAGGUUUUUCACAAGCCAUUAUUUUUCUCUUUCAGAUUAUAACCCAUGCAUUGGCGUUACAUGUCCCUAUUACGCAGUAUGUCAACCAAUCAGUGAAACUAAAUACAACUGCACGUGCCAACCUUGCAAAUUUAAUGAAUCAGAACCACUCUGCGACAACAACGAUGUCACCCACCAAAGCAUCUGUAAAUACAAGUACAAAGUCUGUAUGGAUAAAGAAGAACCCGGGAUUAAACACUACGGAGGCUGCAAACGUAAGUAUUGGAUUUUAUCGAAUACAAAUUUGCAAAAUGCAUGUACAAACAACACAACAAAACUGCGCAUUAAGAAAGUAAUCCAAGUUAGGCUUCAAAAACAACAGCUUCUAACUGAAAUGAGAUCUAAAAACUGAGAUAUUAAGGUGUAGUUAAAUUAGCAGUGCUGAAGAGACAAGAAUUAUAGAUUGCGGCGCGAAUUUCAGAGCCCAGAGCAUAUCGUGGUAUAAGCUCCCAGAAGCACUAGAGCGGAGAUAAAACCAGAGAUUGCUGUAAGUUAGCACUAAAAUAGCUUUACGGCAUAGCAAUUUUUUUUGGCCUUGUUGAAAGUCGUCUGCUUUUAGACUGCAAAAUUAAUGGUCGGGUUUUUUCGUCAAGGCGCGCCCGUGGGAUAUUCCCGCGAAGUGCGAGGGCCUCACACAGUCUUUCACUUUGUUUUUACCAUCGCUCAAGCACUUUAAGUCGACCGCUUUGAUGUUCUUGACCUGCGCAAAAAUACAGACUGUUUUGCAGACUAUCUGCUUUCAUAAAGUAGGAGUACGUUAGAAUGUGCGCUGAAUUUUUUUCCUCAUGAUGGCUUUUGCAGCAUUCGUCAUUCAGCGAGGUCGUGUUGCCCUUCGUCUCGAUAAAGUCGAUGUCCAGUGCAGACUUGUCGAAUUCAAAGCGAGUUUCGACGCUAACCGAGGAUCAGUUCACUUACAAACAACCAUCAACUACUUCAAUUACACCGGGAGCUUCGUCCACGACGCCGCGGUAACCUGGGUCGAAAAUGUUAACAUCACUGCCUUUGAAGUGUGCGCACUUAAGGCAGGGAGAGCAGAACGCGUGACACCAGAUGGCGGAAUUACGUUUGUGGACUACAUCGCCUUUCAGGAAGCACCUGUUGACACAAUAGCUGCUAACAUUCCAAUGAAAAAUUGGUGGGAAGGAACUCAAUGCCAGAUGAUUCCUUUAUCGGUAAGCGUAUAUGGCAAAUGUGGUAUUAGCGUUCAGUUUUAAAAUUAGUGCAAAAGAGACAUUGUUGGAUAGUAAGUUAGCAAUUAUGAGCAUAGUAAGUGAAUCAGAUUUUUAUCGCUACUGAAAACUGGUGUGAGAACAAAGUUAGGAACUUUUCGUCCAAUGCAAAAGUAAUUCAUCACAAGCAGUUCUAAACUAAAAUCGAUAAAUGAAAUAACAAAUACUUUCCCGCUAUACAGCAUACAGGUUUUCCUUAGUAUGUGAUUAAAACGUGAAAACGAACGAUCAGAGAAAAUAUAUAUUGCGUAGAUUGCUCUUUAGCCAAAAAUCACUUUGUUGUUACAUAUGCGGUAAUGCAGAGCUGUUCGUUCAAAUGAAAGCAAAAGAAUUUCUUUCAAGUUUCGAACUUCUAAACAAAGAUUUCUCAUUUACUAAUUUUAAAUGCAUUCAAAUUUGAAUAAUUCCAGAAAACGUUCGAUGCCCCACCAUACGUAUUGGUUACAGCAGAGCACACAAAGGCAUUCUUAAAACACGACGCUGUCACAGUUUGGGUUGAAAAUAUCAAGACAAACGCAUUUACAGUGUGCUUAAGGGAACUGCAGAACUUUGAUGGACAGCAUAAAGACAUUAAAGUGGUAAGCUAAGGACCAUACACUUUUCGAUCCUUGUAGCCGAAGAAACAGAGAGGAGUGUGGUGUACAAUUUAACAAAUGUCAAAGGUUUGCAAAAGAGUAAAAAUAAUUCCCCAAUUUAAGCCCAAAGAAUGAUCAGCGUUGAACUCCUUGCUAUAUCUAUGCUAUAUGAAACAAGGUGGUAAUGAGAAUUAAGAACAUGAUCACAUGAGAUAAAUUAUACUGAUACCUUGAUAACUUCUCCCCACUACUUUUAUAGGAAAUGUAAAGGGGCAACAAAUUACUAUAAUUCAAAUUUUCAUAUUAGUGGAUGAAUGACCCAAACAAUGUCGCUUCCUUAAAACCAAUACUGAGGAGUGUUUUCAAAAGCCAAUGAAAAUAGAGGUUUUUUAGAGCUACCUGGCCACUAAAAGUAAUCGAGCACGUUGCUUAGCUUGUGUGAGACGUAAUCGAUUUCGCUUAGUCAGGUCAGGUUAUCGGCCACUCUCAUUUUCUCGCUGACAUUAACUCGUUCUUAGAGAGAUUAAGAUUUACGUUUACCUCAAACGGCUAACGUCAGACUCAUGUUGAGAAUUUCUCAGAAUAGAAAAUAAGCAGAUAAAAACAGCCCCGAACGAUUCCUAUGGUUAAAUCUGACAUAAACCUACUUAUUUUUGUGUAGAAGCAAUAAAGAGCAAACUGAAAAUAAGGGGAACACUUGGUCACGUGGUACAAAUUCACGUCUACCGCUUAGCGUACACGCGAAUCUUAAUCUUCCUCUUAACAAUUUUGUGUUUUACAGAACUGGAUUGCUUAUCGAAAACUACCAGAGACUCUCUUAUCCCAGCAACUUGAUCUGUAUUUCCCAAACAGUAGACUGCCCAGUCCUGACGAUCACAAGGCGUUUUGUCAGGUUGGUCCCCUUGAUUAAACUUACAGUCCACUUUCUUUGCAAGAAUUAAAUCUUCGCAACGAUGUUUUGACUGGAACGUUUGACCCCAGACAAAUACAAGGCCAGUCACCAUUAUUAAAUGAAAUCAUGGAACUGUUUACUGUGAUGUGCACAGUGGUUUUACUUUGUAGUUGUAGACAAAAAAAAGGUGUCGCGCGUGUGUGCGAGACAGCACACCAUGAGGUGAAAUCUAAACGUUCCUCGGAUGUAAGAUCGUAACAAUGCACAGUUGGUUGGCUUCGAUACGCCUGUGAUAUUUGACAUCAUCUUAAAUUACACGGGGAUGUCCUGGCUUGUAAGUGGAAGAGCAUUUUUUAACCCAUUGACUGUUCAAAUGUUUCUCCCGAUGAUAAGCCUUCACUGAGAAUACUUGAUUAAUAAAGUGCAAAGUCACCCCAUAGGUAGAUUAUAACAACGAAACUAGUUGCGUCUUCAACUGCGAUGAUCUUUUUUGUAUUUAUUUAAAACUAUUUCCCCUCGUUUUUUGGACUGAACAUCAGUUGCUUAUUUUUCAGACCUUUGGCUUUUCCAAAACGUACAGUUCAGCACCAACAGUGAUUGCAUCAGCAGCACACGCAGCGGGAGCGAAUCUAAUCAAUCCGCUCCACAACAGCAUUGCACCAUGGAUAGAGGUUAGUAAGAUCCGUUGUGUUAAAAUUUACUUUAGUCAACCCUGGAAUAAUUGCUAUUAGGAAGAAAAUACAUUGUAUCUCAAUGUACCAGUCGUUUUUGUUACUUUCAGUAAUAUUUUGCAAAUAACGAGUUAGAAAUCAGAGCUGAAGUCAUCAGAUUCUUUUGUAAAGAUUUUCGAAUGCCUUUUUGCUAAAUGUAUCUCAAUCUAUAUGCAAUUUUGCCCCAGAAUAAUAGCACUUGCAAACAAACGAUAAAAAAUUACAACAGACUUAAUGUGGGCGUGUGGUCGUGUCCCAUAAAGCUAUUCAUAAAUACGUGCUUGUUAAACUGAUUAAAUUCUUCAGUUAACAUGAGCUGUUAAAACCUCUAAGAAGACAGGAAAAAAGGAAAUGGAAACUCGUGUGAUACUUAUACCUUUUGUCGUUUUCUAUUUUGUUUUUAGCAAAUCAAUACAACCAACUGCCGUGUUUGUAUUAAAGAACUGACAAAUGAAAAUGGCUAUGACCCGGUGACUAUUAACAUGCUGGUUAUUGGUGAGUAGGCCUUGUCUUUCAAAAAAAAAAAAACUAUACUCAAGUGCUGUAAUGAUCGUUCAUCGCAAAAUUUAGUUUUUAAAUUGAUAGAAUUUAACACACUGAGCUUCGGGUCAGUGUAAUUAACUUUUUUACUUGUUAAAUUUUGCACAGGGACCCCAGGGAACAAAUGUGGCGGUGCAACCAAAAUCGGCGUUUCUAGUUCCCAGGUCAUCCCUGACAGCAAAAUGACCGCUUCGUCUCAACAAAGCGAUCUAACAAAGCCCAGUUACGGUCGACUAAAUGGUGUUCGAGGCAAUGGAUGGUGCGCAGGUACAUCUAGCAGCACGCAUGACUGGCUACAGGUGGAUCUUGGAAGAACAGUCAAAGUCUGUUCACUGUCCGCCCAGGGAGAAGUUAAUGGCAAUAGAUGGGUUACAGACUUCAAGCUGCGAUACUCAACAGAUGGAAUUUCAUGGAGAUAUUACAUGAAUGCAAAUGGAGCUCAAGUGGUGAGAUUCUUUAAUCUAAACAUUUUUGACUCCUUAUAUCGAAAUGCAAAUUUUCUUCCCGUCAAUAGCAGUAUUCGCCAUGUGCACAUCUCCCUCAACUCAAUACACCUUCUUUCUCCCUUAAAAUUUUCCAUAACGGUUCAUUUUUUAAAUUUCUUCUGGGUUUUAAAGUCGAGCCAAGUGAACUUGAAGACAAUUCUUUUGCGAAUGCAGAUGGCGGGUGAAUGACGUGGUUAUAGCAUCAAUGGAGAAAAAUCAACAAAAUUUAUCUUAUGUAAUGUCCUAAGUUCGCGUAUUGCUUUAAGAAUUUACUGAAAAUAUCUGACGCCUUCGGAAAUUUUGUAGCUUUAGUUGCCUGUAUUGUUUGCCUCAGACCGUUUUUUUAAUCAAGGCCACGGCUGCCCCGAAAACAUUAACCUUUAUAAAUAGACGUUGUAAAAAGUGGCAUCCCCGAUCUUCAAGAUUAUUAAUUUCAAUAUAAUCGUCACUGUUCAGUGACGGUUAAGUGACACGGUUUGCUUCGAAUACAUUCCUCUAACUGUCAAAUAUUUUCCACUAGCAUGCGUAGUAUAUAAUAUUAAGAGUAAAAAUAAUUCUCAAUCCAAAGUGGUGUCCAGUCAGUGACUCAGACUGCGAAAAUUUCUCAUCCUCUCAUUUCACACGUAUAGGAAUUUCACAGAGCAGCUGUGGCUAACAGUUCCAUGGUAACUGUCCACAAGCUACCAGUGGCAAUUACAGCAAGAUACCUUCGCUUUAAUCCGACCAGACAGCAAAACUGGAACUGUCUUAGAGUGGAAGUUUCUGGUUAG
Messenger RNA from Porites lobata, 8632 nucleotides. Lineage: Eukaryota; Metazoa; Cnidaria; Anthozoa; Scleractinia; Poritidae. The record is from the annotation of a GenBank genome assembly.